Messenger RNA from Exophiala aquamarina CBS 119918, 345 nucleotides. RefSeq lists its product as uncharacterized. Lineage: Eukaryota; Fungi; Ascomycota; Eurotiomycetes; Chaetothyriales; Herpotrichiellaceae. The transcript is spliced from 2 exons. The coding region runs from base 1 to 345 and encodes 114 amino acids. The record is from RefSeq and is a predicted model, not a curated record.
AUGAAAUCUUACCCCUCUCAGACGCCUUCUAAUGGAUCAAGUUUCACUGAAGUUAUCCAUAGCGACACAUAUCCAUUCAUUGACUCUAAAACAAGGUCCAAUCUCACAAAUUGGGCAGUCUUUAUUACUGGAGGCAAUCGCGGCGUUGGCAAAGCAAUCACUUUAUCAUUUGCACGAGCCGGUGCAAAGUUCAUCGGGUUAGGGUGCAAUGACGGCUUUGGCAACACUAAGAAUGAGAUACAAAGCAUUGCGAAGAAUGCAAACCGUAUUGCACCUGAGGUGCACUGUCUACUGCUCGAUGUGACCGAUCGUGGAUCGGUUUCAGCUGCAGCAGCUCAAAUUUAG